Didymodactylos carnosus is the source of this 1466-nucleotide messenger RNA. Lineage: Eukaryota; Metazoa; Rotifera; Eurotatoria; Philodinida; Philodinidae. The record is from the annotation of a GenBank genome assembly.
AUGAUGACGCAAAUGUCUGUGUAUACAAAACCAACUGUUGAAUUAACAUCGUCACAGUCGAAUGAAAACAUACUGAUAAGUUAUUAUUCUGUGUGGUCUGCGUUGUGGAAAAACGUGACUGAUGAAUAUCUUGAAUAUAGUGAUAAAAUAAAACUACGAAAAGUUUCAUUGGAUUCUGAUAGUAGAUCAAGUCAACGUUCAUCUGUUAGAGAAAACGAUAAAGUGUUGGAUGAAAUUUGUAAACAACAGCAAAAUUUGAGAAAAACAAAGUAUACUGCUUCGAGUACACUAGCCGCCGUACCAACACUACAUGAUCGUUUAAUGGCUGAUAUUAAACGGAAUCAUAUAUUGCGACCAGUUGAUGUUAAUCAACCACUUGCUGCUCUUCCAUCAAAAAAAAAAUUACAGCGAAAACGUAUCCGACCGGUUGAUAGCCAAAUGACUGAUUCGGAUGAUAGUGAAGAAGAGAGACGUGAUAUUUAUGGACGAAAACGCGUGGCUGUUGUCGAUUGUUUAUUAGAAUCAUCUGAUGAAGAAGUUAAACCAAAACCAAAAGUCGUGACUGGAUCAAAGAGUGAACGAAAUGUAAGUCAAUAUGAUGAUGAUGACGACGAUGAUUACGUUGACCUGGCCGAGUCAUUAGCAACUCUUGAAGUAGAAUAUGACACAGAAUGGUCUGCAUCAGUUGGACAGACAAAAGAGAAGGGGCUUGGUACUGCUCGUAAAAAAAUAUCGAAUCGAAAAUCUUUCACAUAUUCUACAAUACAAAGUUUUGAACUUGGCCAUAUAACAAUGGACGAGAUUAUUCGGGUAGGCAUGUCGCUGUUUAAUUGGUUGUUAAACUGCUUCUUGUCUAGUAUUUAUGUGGUUAUCGUAUUUUAGCGUAUCAUGUGCUUUUAUUACUAAAUGGUAGGUUACACACCAUAUGGAUGCUGCAUUGCACUACAAAGCUUCAGUUACGCUUUUGCAUUUGCGUAUUGCAUGAAAAAUCUAUCUCGAUCUCUAUCAAACCAAUGAAGUAAAAUCCCGAACAUAACACUUUUUAAGAACACUCUUUCCGCUAGACUUGUCAGAAACAUCACAAGAGUAACGAGAAAGUAGCAGACUGGCUAAAAAACUGACGAAGUUUAUCUCUCAUCGUGCACUCAACAUUUGUUUCACGAAUGAAUCGAUCAGUGAGAUACUUUCAUUCCGACAUUCUGUAUUUUUUUAAUUCUGCUUUUUAAACUUGAAAUAUUUCACUGAGUAAAGUGAUCAAUUCUUUUCCGAGCCGAUACUGAAUGUAGCUCAAGAAAAGUGAGCAGAGUGGCAUGAUGCAAGGUAGAUGAGAUUUGAAUGUCUUUUUCAGAAAAGUGUCAGAUAAAAUUUAAAAAUCCAUCAGUUUUGUAAUACAUGUAAACUUUUCCCCGAUCGAAAAGUUGCUGGACAAUGUAUAAACUAUUUGAUUGAAAAUAUUGUAAUCAUCG